This is a messenger RNA of Acanthochromis polyacanthus (spiny chromis), 2774 nucleotides long. RefSeq lists its product as uncharacterized. The transcript has 2 exons. The record is from RefSeq and is a predicted model, not a curated record. Gene Ontology annotation, molecular function: protein dimerization activity. Bases 311 to 2305 code for a protein of 664 amino acids. Lineage: Eukaryota; Metazoa; Chordata; Actinopteri; Pomacentridae.
UGCCAAGUCCGCUUAUUAUAAGCGACUUUGGGCUUGUUUUUUUGUAAAGUCGCUUGCAAAUCUCGUCAGUCGCGGGUUGCGGGUUUUUGGGCUUGUUUUCUAAAGUGUAGUCGCUUAUUUGGGCUUGCUUUGCUGCCUGCACAAACCGCUCCUGAUUCUCUCCCAGUUCUCCACAACAAAGCGAAACACGAUAGUUUGUCCUUUUCCAGGAUCCGUCCACUCCUCCGUUUCUCAGUUACCGCUCCCACCCACACUCAAACAUAGACAGCAACAUCUGAGAGUGACACACGGAGGGAGAGAGAGACAGACAAUGAGCGGGAAAAAGUGGUGCAGAUAUGGUAAAAAAUAUAAUAAAGAGUGGGAGAAAGAAACCUCUUUGAAAGACUGGAUACGACCACAGGUGGGAGAUAGUUCGAAGGCGUUCUGCCGAUAUUGUAAAUGUGAGAUACGUGCUCACCAUGCUGAUUUAAUGCAGCAUGCCGGCACCGAAAAACACAAAAAAAACUCUGCACUUUUCUCGUCAAUGAGACUUACGGACAUUGGUUUCACCACCUCCAAACAAAACGAGACAACAAAGACAAAUGAACUGAAGAUAGCCACGUACAUAGCCUGCCACACAUCCAUCAGUGCUGUGGAUCAUCUUAGUGAAUUAGUUGGAUCGACCUCAACUGAAAAAGAACUCAAAAUACACCGGACCAAAUGCACUGCAUUAAUCAAUAAUGUCAUUGCCCCAUGCAUGUUCACAGACUUAAUGAGUGAUAUUGGAGAUGCCCAGUAUUCCCUUGUAAUAGAUGAAAGCACAGAUAUCACAUCUGUCAAGCAGCUGUGUGUGGUAAUCCGCUACUUCAGUGUUAAACGGAACAAAAUUGUGUCAACCUUUUUGGGGAUGAUUAAUUUGGAUGGUGAAACAGCAGAGGCUAUUGCUUCCACUUUGACCAGUUUUCUACAGAGCGUUGGGCUGGAUAUGAAAAAAUGCAUGGGCUUAGGUACAGAUGGCUGCAGUGUUAUGGUGGGGAAAAGAAAUUCUGUGUACACACACCUGCUCCAGAAAAACCCAAAUCUUCAGCUGCUCAAGUGUGUGUGCCAUUCAAUACAGCUGUGUGUAAGCAAGGCAGUUGAGACACUCCCUCGCAACCUUGAAUACUUGGUUUCUCAUUCUCACAACUGGUUUUCACACAGUGCCCUUUGCCGCCGCGAAUAUGCAAAGAUCUACAGCCUUAUCAAUCCAGGUGAAGUCCCUUUGAUGCUUACACAGAUGUCAGGUACACGAUGGCUUUCAAUCCAUGACUGCUGUUCACGCAUACUCCAGCAGUGGGAUGAACUAAAGCUUCACUUUCAGCAAAGCAAAGAUCAGCAAAGAUGUUAUGAUGCUGAAAUUCUGCACCAGAUGUACAGUGAUCCCAUGAACAAACUGUACCUUCUGUUUCUCAUGCCAUUUCUGCAAGAGUUCAACAGGAUCAACAAGCUGUUUCAGCAGGACAGGGGUAAUCCAUUCAAAAUGCUGGAAUGCUUGCUGCUUUUCUUUCGCUCCCUCAUCUCCAGAGUGGUGAGGCCUGAUAAAAUCCCUACAUCAGACGAACAACUGCUUGCAAUCAAUUUCACAGACCAGACUGUUUUGUUACCUGUGGGUGCCAUUUGUUUUGGGCUCACCUUCACAAUUGCGCUCGAGGAGGCAAAAGUUGAGAGUACAAGUGAGAGAAAUAUGAAGAGCAGGUGCCGUGACUUCUUGGUGGAAGCAUGCAGACAAGUGCAAAAGAGACUUCCAACUAAUAUCCAGAUAUGGAAAUCUAUGACUGAGUUCAGUCCAGCUGUCAUUCUGUCACAAGCAAAACAACAACUCAGGUCACUGUCACUUCUGAAACUGUACUCCGGCGAUCUUACAGCUCUUGACACCCAGUAUCAGGCUGUUACAUACCACCCAUGGACAAACAAGGAGGACACCCAGGCAGAGGCAUUUUGGGUUGAAGUGCUCAGUUACAAAGACAGCUGUGGAGACCAGGCUUUCAAAGAACUUGCCCUCUUUGCUCUGUCAUUGCUUGCAAUGCCUUUAAGCAAUGCUGAUGUGGAACGAGUAUUUUCACAAAUGAACCUGGUCAAGUCCAAACUGAGGAACAGAAUGGGACAAGACACACUCAGCAGCAUACUCCACAUAAAGUAUGGACUGAGAAGGCAAGGUAUAUGCUGCAAAGACUUCAUCCCAAGCAAGGAGAUGCUCCAGCGCUUUAACUGUCACAUGUACUCUGUGGGAGGAACAUCAGGCAGCAGAGAGACAGAUGCAAACGAAGACAGUGAUGAUGGAUUGUAGUUAAGAGGAACAGACCUGAUGGUGAAACAAGGAAGACAAGGACAGGAGAAAGUUUUAUAUUUGUUUUGAGUUUUACACUAGGCCUGUUUGAGAUGGCUCAGAGUUUUUAAAAAAAACACUUAGGUUUUUCAAAGUUUACUAUCAGUUUGCUGUAGUUUAUGCACAAUGCAUAUGUCUUCUAUUUUAAUCACAGUUUAAAAUUUUAAGUUAUUAAGUUAUUUAAGUUUUCAUGUUGACUGUUUACAGUCAGUUUACUGCGGUUUAUAUGCAUAUGUCUUAUUUUAAUUCCAGUUUAAACAUUUAAGUUAUUUAAAGUUUUUAUGUUGACCGUUUACUGUCAAUUGGCUGUAGUUUAUGCAUAAUGCAUAUGUCUUAUUUUAAUCCCAGUUUAAACAUUUAAGUUAUUUAAAGUUAUUACGUUGACUGUUGACUGUCAAUUUGUUGCAUAACAAAUAAAUGUAUAUAUUUA